AAGGUAGCCUUGGUCGCCGGGGUCGCAGACUCGCAGACUCGUAGUCAACUUUCAGCUAGACUGGCAAACGGACCAGACAGUCUGCCGGUGCAGUUGGUUGGAUCUGCGUAGUGGAGAGUUGGAAACUAGAGACAGUUGGAUACGCAUUGAAUCAGCUACUUCUCCAUUAGUAUUCACAGAGUAUACCCGUUGUGAAGGUCAACACUAUUGAUUUUGUCGAGGACAGUCAAUGAAGAAAAAAUUACUUCAGUCAGUCUUAGAGUGGUUUUUCCCUACGAGACUCGUUUUAUAAUUUAAAAGAUUCUGAUUAAAUCUCCCAUAUGAUAGUAGUAAUAGUUGGGGAAACCAGUGUCCACAUCGCGAAAGAAUCAGUGGUCGUCGAUAGUCCGUAGAAAAAGAAAGAAAAAAAAAAAAACUAGACACAAUGAGGGACCGCAAGAUCUGGAACGUAACCGCCUCCAACUAUGCAACCAACACUUUCAACCCCAUCAGGAACAUCGUCGAGAACAUGCAGAUCGUACCCAACCCUGAGAAACCCAUGAUUGCCCUGUCCAUCGGUGAUCCUACGGUGUUUGGGAACUUGACUCCUGCAGAGGAAAUUACAGAAGCUGUUGUCACAUCUAUAAGAAGCGGAAAAUACAAUGGUUAUGGGCCCAGUACAGGAUUUGUUGAGGCGAGAGAGGCUGUGGCCAAAUACUGUUCAGUGCCAGACGUCGCAGAACUAGAAGCGAAGGAUAUCAUUUUGUGUUCGGGUUGCAGUUGUUCAAUCGAUCUGUGUAUCACAGCCUUGUGUGGUCCCGGUCAAAACAUCCUGGUACCUCGACCUGGGUUCCCUCUCUAUAAGACGUUGGCUGAAGGGCUGUCUAUCAAGACGAAAUAUUAUAACCUUCUUCCUGAGAAGAACUGGGAAGUCGACCUUGAUAUGCUGGAGGCUCUCAUCGACGAGCAGACUCAGGCCAUCGUCGUCAACAAUCCGUCGAAUCCGUGUGGGUCUGUUUUCUCCAAGGAACACCUCACUGCCAUUCUUGAGGUUGCGGCCAGAAACAGAGUUCCUGUCAUUGCUGACGAAAUUUACGACCAUUUUGUGUUUUCGGGGGAGGAAUACCAUCCAAUGGCGUCUCUCACUCAAGACGUUCCUGUCCUCUCGUGCGGAGGUCUUACGAAGAGGUACCUGAUUCCUGGCUGGAGGAUGGGUUGGAUCGCCAUCUACGAUAGAAAUGGAAUCCUGGAUAAAGAGAUCCGCCAGGGUUUGCAGUCUCUCAGUCAGCGGAUCAUUGGCAGCAACACUCUCGUGCAAGGUGCCUUGCCCACAAUCCUUUCAAAGACACCAAAGAAGUUCUUCGACGAUACCAUCAAACAGAUUGAGGACAACGCAAAGAUGUGCUACAGAAGUAUUUCAGCGGUGCCCGGAUUAAAACCCAUUAUGCCGCAGGGAGCGAUGUACAUGAUGGUUGGUGUUGAUAUGGACCAUUUCCCUCAGUUCGAAAACGAUCUGCAAUUCGUCGAAAAGAUGAUCGCUGAAGAAUCCGUCUUUUGUCUCCCAGGAAAGUGUUUCGAUUACCCCAACUAUAUGCGAAUAGUAUUGACGGUGCCAGAGAAACAACUCAUGGAGGCAUGUGGCCGGAUGGCUGCCUUUUGCACCAGAUAUUAUCAAGCACAAACAAACAAUGGUUUUGUUAAUACAAAUGGCCACAGCGUUGACAUGGACGUCGAUCAUGGGUACUUGUCUACAAACGAUGUCAGUGUUGGAGCAACCGUCGAGGAAGUGAAGGCCGUCAAGGCAGCAUCGUUUGAUCCAACUGCCCUCAUCAUGGAAGCUGAAGCUGAUUAGCGAGACCCAAUUAGUGUUCACGUUACUGAAUCCACCUCAGACGGAAUCAAAGAUUGUUGGUCGGUUGUCAGACUGAAAGAUACUAUUCCUAUUAAUCAUGGACUGUUAUGAAGCAAAUUCUGAAGAGGAAGUGAUAGAUUACUAUGUAUGUAUGUAUAUAUAUAUAUAUAUAUAUAUAUAUAUAUAUAUAUAUAUAUGUAUGUAUGUAUGUAUGUAUAUGUAUGUAUAGAGGGAGAGAUAUGGCGCAUGUGUAUACAUACUAAAUAUUUUUCUGCAAGAAUUUUAUAAUACAUUUGUAAUAAAGUGGCUUAACUUCCAUAGCACACAUCAGUGUUUCUCAGUGAAUGGAAUACGAAACGAUUCUAUGAUUACUUCUAAAACGACCGCUCUCACAUAUCAGACGAGUAAUUGAUUGACGGAGAAGGAUCAUUUUUCAAUUUCCCAAGGCAGAUUAUUCCCAAUUUUAUAUUCACAAGUAAAACCAAAAUAUUCCUAAAUAUUGAAACGCCAUUGUUUUCUUGAAUAGUGAACAGAUGUAGCCUAUUUCAUCAGAAAGAUAUUUCCUGAACAAAUUUCAUGUUUCAUAGACAUUUUAAGGUCCGGUGCUGAAGAGAGGAAUGGCCUUUGUUGCAAAAGCAGGACUUAGAGACGAGGAUGUGUUGUUACUUGUGACCAAGUAAAAGAACAACAUUAAAAGUGAUGCUGCACUUGGGUUACCAGUAACUGUUGUUAAAAAAUAAUAAUAAUAAUGAUAAAUAAAAAGCUUUCAGAGGCCGAAAAAUAGUUACUGGUAGAUGUUCCAUUUCUGAAAAUUGCGGAUAAUGUUAAGAACGUUUAUCCUACGUAAUGUUUUACUCAAACAAUAAAGACAAAAUAUGUUUAAA
This is a messenger RNA of Macrobrachium nipponense, 2715 nucleotides long. RefSeq names its product tyrosine aminotransferase-like. Gene Ontology annotation, biological process: L-tyrosine catabolic process; L-phenylalanine catabolic process; biosynthetic process. The transcript has 11 exons. Bases 425 to 1831 code for a protein of 468 amino acids. Gene Ontology annotation, molecular function: pyridoxal phosphate binding; L-tyrosine:2-oxoglutarate transaminase activity. The record is from RefSeq and is a predicted model, not a curated record. NCBI's taxonomy places the organism in Eukaryota, Metazoa, Arthropoda, Malacostraca, Decapoda, Palaemonidae.